Molecule: messenger RNA, 5361 nt
Organism: Rhinopithecus roxellana (golden snub-nosed monkey)
Lineage: Eukaryota; Metazoa; Chordata; Mammalia; Primates; Cercopithecidae
Gene: CBLL1
Product: Cbl proto-oncogene like 1
Exons: 6
Coding region: 1408-2883 (491 amino acids)
Biological process (GO): protein ubiquitination; regulation of cell adhesion
Molecular function (GO): ubiquitin protein ligase activity
Source: RefSeq, a predicted model, not a curated record
AUUGCUACACAUACUUUAUUUGCAAUUCAGUACCAUGAAAACAUUUCUCUAAGAGGUCAAUGUAAUAAUCUUUUAUUGACAUAGGAACUCUGGCACUGAAAGCUUGAAUAACCCAAGGUAAUGAUGUCGUCACCAAGGGACAACGAGAAUAGAACCCAAAUCCCUUGACUCCCAAGCUUGUGUUUUCCCUUAAUUGAGCUCCUUUCUAUUCAUCCAAGAGCAUCAAGUGUAAAACGUGGGACAAAGGAGUGGACACAAAUGAGCCAAGUCCGCGAGGUGGAGACUGCACUGAAGGUCCUAGGAAUCGCCCCUUGGCACUUUCCUUUUGUUUUGGCUGACGAAGAUGAAAGCAGCAGCAACCACAAACUCCUGGGACGAAGAACUGGAACUAGGUACUGCCUCCUGCGGUAACUCUCUUCCUCAUUUUAGGCCUUUCCUUUUUAACCUCUCCUGCCGGCCAAGCCUUCGCGCUCUCUUCCCCUCUCUCGGUUUCUAUCCGCUCCCUUUAGCUCCACUCUGCACAUUCCUGCUAGGUGUCCCCGUGAGAGGAGGCAGCUGCGCCGUACUGGCUCUCCACCCUCCAUCAGACCCUGGCGCCCAGUCCUCAGGUGUUCAAGAGGUUCGUGGCGUCACAAGCGCUCUCCGUAGAAAGUGAGUGGCAGUCAAGCAUUAUAAAUGUGUUUCAACGGUUAAGAGACUUAAGAGAUGGGAACCGGGGCAUAUACCAAGUCACCUCUGCGUGGGUUUAGGUAGCUGGUCACGACAAAGCAAAAUUUAGACAAUAAGCGUUGAGACUUUCCUUUUAGCUGCCAGUUUCACAGCUCCGCCAUCCCCUGAGCAACCUCCCACUGGAGGACGCUUGCCGAAGCGCAUAUGUUUACACUUUUCCUACACUAGGCGGAGGACCCCAGCGCUCGCUGACCCCGGGGGAUUCCAAACCGUUACUCCGCCCGCCGGGGUGGGGCCAGCGCAACGGCCGAGCCUGCGCAGCCGGGUGUCUCCGGGGCCCCGCGCACUACAAGUCCCAGAAGGCAGCUCUCCGCGGGGGCGGGCAGUCGCUUUAUCUGCCUCAGGCUCAUUUUUACCACUGCUCUCCCCUUCCCUGGUCCUCCUGGUGUCCUUUCCACAGUUAAAGGCUACUUUCUCUUGAAGCACAUGAGGAGAAGCCUUAGCAACCUCGAUACCGAAGUUCUUCGCGCGCUCGCUCUUUCUGCCUCUGCUCGAACUAUGCCUGAGUCCCUCACAGGAGUUGGGUAGUGGAGGCGAGAGAGGGAAGUCUUUGCAGGCCAAAACUGGGACAACCUGCUCGGACUUCCGCCUCCCGGCCUCCGGAAGGCAGUGCGCACGCGCUCGCUGCGACUCCGGCGCGGUUGACUUCCGCUCCCACUGUGCUCUGCGAGCCGAAUCAUGGAUCACACUGACAAUGAGUUACAAGGCACUAAUAGUUCUGGAUCCUUGGGUGGUCUUGAUGUUCGCAGACGAAUUCCUAUAAAGCUGAUCUCCAAACAAGCAAACAAAGCAAAACCUGCACCGCGAACUCAAAGGACUAUAAACAGGAUGCCUGCAAAGGCUCCACCUGGUGAUGAAGAAGGAUUUGAUUAUAAUGAAGAAGAACGGUAUGACUGUAAAGGUGGUGAGCUGUUUGGAAAUCAGCGAAGGUUUCCUGGACACCUUUUUUGGGACUUUCAGAUAAACAUCUUAGGUGAAAAGGAUGAUACACCAGUUCAUUUCUGUGACAAGUGUGGAUUGCCUAUUAAAAUCUAUGGGCGAAUGAUUCCAUGCAAGCAUGUUUUUUGCUAUGACUGUGCUAUUUUACAUGAAAAAAAGGGAGAUAAGAUGUGUCCAGGCUGUAGUGAUCCUGUGCAGCGAAUUGAGCAGUGUACACGAGGUUCUCUCUUCAUGUGUAGCAUUGUUCAAGGGUGCAAGAGAACGUAUUUGUCUCAGAGAGACUUACAGGCUCAUAUCAACCAUCGCCAUAUGAGAGCUGGAAAACCUGUUACCCGUGCUUCACUUGAAAAUGUUCAUCCUCCUAUUGCCCCACCACCAACUGAAAUCCCUGAGCGUUUUAUAAUGCCACCAGACAAGCACCAUAUGAGCCAUAUUCCGCCAAAGCAGCACAUCAUGAUGCCACCACCUCCUUUGCAACAUGUGCCGCAUGAGCACUAUAAUCAGCCACAUGAAGAUAUUCGUGCUCCUCCAGCAGAAUUGUCCAUGGCUCCACCUCCACCUCGAUCGGUCAGUCAGGAAACCUUUCGUAUUUCAACAAGAAAACACAGCAAUUUAAUAACCGUCCCUAUUCAGGAUGACUCAAAUUCAGGUGCUAGAGAACCACCACCUCCUGCCCCAGCACCUGCUCACCAUCAUCCUGAAUAUCAGGGUCAACCAGUGGUAUCGCACCCUCAUCAUAUUAUGCCUCCACAGCAACAUUAUGCACCACCCCCACCUCCUCCACCACCAAUAAGCCAUCCAAUGCCACAUCCUCCCCAGGCUGCAGGUACUCCUCACUUGGUAUAUAGCCAAGCUCCACCUCCACCAAUGACCUCUGCUCCACCACCAAUAACCCCUCCCCCUGGACAUAUUAUUGCCCAGAUGCCACCUUAUAUGAAUCAUCCUCCUCCAGGACCUCCCCCACCUCAACAUGGUGGUCCACCUGUAACUGCACCCCCUCCUCACCAUUAUAAUCCUAACUCAUUACCCCAGUUCACUGAAGAUCAAGGAACUCUGAGCCCUCCAUUUACACAACCAGGGGGAAUGAGUCCUGGUAUAUGGCCUGCACCAAGAGGGCCACCACCUCCUCCACGAUUGCAGGGUCCGCCUUCUCAAACCCCACUUCCUGGACCACAUCAUCCAGAUCAGACGAGAUAUAGACCGUAUUACCAAUGAUAAUAGUAUUUUGAACUGAAGAUAUGAGGAGGAAAAAAACUAUGUAUAGUCAAUCUUUUAAUUAAGCUUUGACUGUUUUGGGAAGGAAGAGUACCUCUUACCGAGGUAGUAUAAAACACAUAGGGUCUUGUUUCUUAAAAUGGUUUUAAAUCUUGACCUUAAGAUUGAUUUCAAGUACCAUACUGUAGUACAGAUAAGUGGCUCAGUUGAGCACAGCUAUAUUUUAACAUCUUUAUUCCCCUAGUUUAGUAAAUUGACCCAGAGGUGACCAUUUGUAAAAAAUUUGAAAAAAUUUUUCAUUGUUUUACUUCAAAAGUAUUGUUUUGUUAAACCCAACGUUUAGUUUUUCUUGUGAUACAUUUUGUUAACCUGUGUAAAAGGAUUAAAUUUCAAUAAGGUUGUAAAAAUGCUAUUUUUAUGUGAAUUUCAGUGCAGCCACAUACUGUUUUUUAAACCAUAUGUUUUACCACUAAUUUCCCAAAGUUAUAAUAAAAUCCUAAAAGCAAAAAUCUAGAAUUUGCUGUAAGGCAGACUGUUAAAUGAUAGAGAGUUAUUUCACAUUUUAGGCACUGAAAUGUUGGGGUUUCGAGGUAUAGUAAGUAUACAAUGCACUUCACUUGGAUGCCUUUUCAUUUUUAGGCAGCCUCAGGAGCACCAAAAUACAUUGGAAUUCUAGUACUAAGAUAUAUUUGUUUGUAAUGUUAAAAGGCAUUACUAAUUAUUUGGAAAGAGAUGGCCAAAGUAAUCAACUCUACAGGCUUCAAGCUGGUGGGGGGAUGCUGUUACUCAUUAAUGCUUUUUUACUGAAUGGUCGGAAUCACAUACGCACCACACAUACUGACCUUAAGUAACAUUAUUUUAUAGAACUGUUUAAACGGUGUUAUUUAGAUGAAAUGUGUUCUGUUUUGUUCAUUGUCUUAAACUGAAUAGGGCUGAAUAGGCUUUACGUAAUUCUUCAUUUCAUGGUAGAGUUUGAUGCUGUGUUUAAGUGGGUUCUUGUUUAUAGGAUUUUCAACUGCAGUUUGAAUGCCAUGGAGGAAUUUGAAUAAUGUAUUAAUGAAGGACAUAUUCUUGUAAUCACAAAUUUGCAUUUGCUCAGGUUUCAUUGCUGUGUGAUAGAGUUUUUCCUCUAACUUGAAAUUUAAAAACUUUUAUUUCCAAUUCCUUUUGUCGGUAAAGCAGUCUGAAUUUGGAACAUUUUAGCAUGGAGUCAACAGUGAAGACUACCAGAUAAUUUUGUAUUGGAGAAGAGGAAAGUAACAGCUAAAUUGUGGAUUUCAGUGCUUUACAUGGUGCCUUUAGAGUCAGCUUUUACAUUAUAGGGGCUUGUUAUAGUUCAGCUAAGAUGACCACUUAACAGUUUAUACAGAACUCAUGUGUAUAAAUCAACGUUCUUAGGAUAUUAUUUAUAUCCUUUGAAUAAAUCCCUGUGAAGUUUUUCCUCCCCACUAAAAUGGUGCAUAAUAAAACAUGAAAUGUGUAGUAUGCAGGUAUCAUUUAUUAGAUAGUUUGUAGUAUAUACAUUUAGAACAUACUUCUUUUGACAAAGCGUGAACUGAUUGCUAAUUUACCAUUUCUGUCAGGUACAGGUGAAACAAAUUCUCAUCUUGAAUGAUCAGAUGCAAAAUCAUUUCUGAACCCUAGGAGCAGAAGUUAGAAAUAACAAAAUGGCCAUUUCAACCUUGACUGGCCAAAAAUAACUAAUAAACUUUUUUGUUUUAAGUCAGGCAAAUGAUUUUCUACACUUCACAGUUUGAAAGUCCAGUGUUAAUGCAAUAUUUCUAGUGAGAAAUGCUUGUUAUUAAAAGCAUGGGAGUGAAAUGGUGUGAAAUGUUGGUGGUGAGUGCUUCUAUCAUAUUACUGUAGGUACUUGGACUGGUGCAAACUUGAUUCCUUUUCAUGCCCCUGUUUAGGAGCUAUUAAAAUGUUACUGUUAAAAAUCCAAACCAUUUCUUUGUUCCAUAUAAUAAGAAAAUAGCCAAAAUCACUUUAGAGCUUCUCAACUAUUUAUGAAGAGUUGUCCUGCUUUUAUUGAAAGUCACUAGAGUUGAAUGUGGUAAGCAACCACUUAGCCUAUGUAUUGGAUGAGAAAAUUAGUAUCAUAAAAUUUUGAAUUAAGAGAACUCUUGUAGAGUUUUAAAAAAAUGAUUUAUUUUCAAUUAGGUUUAAGAAAUCUAUGUUAUGCAGGGAGGCAUAUCAGAUGAAUGUUGUAGUAGACAAAAGUUUUAAAUCGUGUUAGACUUGAAUUCAUCAAUUGUUUGAAUGAGGGUGGGUGGGUAGAAGGAUAACAAAAUUACUGUUAGUGCUUCUUUCCUUACGGAAAAAGAUGUGAAUGCCAGCCUUAUUUCAGGGAAGCCUUUGAAGCUAUGAUGGACAUAAAUCUAAAGUAAAUGUAUGUAUGUUUCAUUAUAUUGCUCUUAAGACUACUGAGGUGGCAGUUUAAUUCUUAAAAACAAUAAAAUGGAAGCAUAAAUACUA